CAGCAAACCAAAGCCCUAAUUCCCAAAUCGGCCAAACCCUAACCAGAGGACCGAGGACGUGCGCGGUGUGGCGGCGAGGACGUGCGGCAGUGCGGCGGCGGCGACUUCCGGCUGCGUCGGCGGAAGGCGGCGCCAAGGCGGGUAGGAGCCUAGGCAGCGCGUCGGGCGGCGGCGACUGCAGUCUAGUCUGCAGCGUGCUCGUCGGCGGCUGCGGCAGAGGCUUCCGGCUGCGGCGUGCGCGGCUGCGUCGGCGGCAGGAGGCGCCGAGGCGUGCAGGCGGCGCGUCGACGGCUGCGGCCGUGCGGCGUUGGGGCUCGGCCAGGCGUGCAGGCCGCCAGUCCACCAGGCCACCACACAGGUACGCGAUGCGGCAGCCGAACGACCACGGCUUGCCGGCCUGGCAUGGAUUGCGUGAGGGGCUUGAUUCAUUGAUUCAUUGCAUUGAUUUGUUCUAGGUAGUUCAAUAGUAGUUAUGUUUUCCGGUGGCGACGGCUUGUUUCAUUGAUUUGUUCUAUAGUAGUUCAAUAGUUCACUAGCACCGAAGGAUUCAACUUCCUCAGUUCCUGUCUUCUUUAUUUUUCAGAGUGUUAACUGUUAAGUGUAUAUUUAUUGACAGAUUGAUAGUAUAAAGCUGUAAAUAUUAGGAAUUUAGAUAACUUAGAACCAUAAUAUUUAAUUUUCAGUGUGUUAAAUUUAUAUAUAUGAUGAUAGUAUGAGGCUAUAUAUGAGCUGUUGUUAGGAAUUUAGAGAAUUUAGAGAGGGUGUUUUCUUCGAUGAACUAUAUAAAAACAAGAAGCAAGAUGAGCAACAAUCUACAUUUAUUGGAAGAGAAUUUUUUGUACAAGUUAAAGGAUGAGGACAUCAUCACUCAUUUUUAAAAUAUCAAGCAUUGAAAAGUUCUCCUCUAAAUUGUAAGUUUUUUUUAUCAUUUUACCAUUUUCUAUCCUUUACAUGUUAUAUAUGUUGCCACUUUCAUAUGUCGAACAAUUAGUACUUAUAUAUGUUAAAGAAUUUGGACUUAUGAUCAAUUCUAUCAAUUUAUAAAGUUAUGGCCAUAUGCUAUAAUAUUAUACAAUUAGUAAUGUGUAAUAUUAUACCAAUUAAUUAUUGGACUUCUAGAAGUAAAAAGAAUUUUGUUUUACCCCUACCUAUUUCGAAUACCCAACCUCUAAAUCCUGGGCCCGCCACUGGAUCAUAAUCCAACGGCCAGGUCCAGGUGACUGAAAUGUGCCUAGCGAAUCCUAACAUAUUCGUUCUUUGGCCCCGGCGAUGAGUAGCAAGUUUAUUACUCUCUCCGUUUCAGGUUAUAAAACAUUUUGACUUUGGUCAAAGACAAACUGUUUCAAGUUUAACUAAGUUAGUUUCAUCAAAUCAAUAAUUGAAUAUAUUUUUAUAAUAAAUUUAUCUUGGGUUGAAAAUGUUACUACCUUUUUCUACAAACUUGAUCGAACUUAAAACAAUUUGACUUUAACCAAAGUCACCAAAGUCAAAACGUCUUAUAACCUAAAACGGAGGGAGGGAGUACAUGCCAAGUUGUUGUGAAUUCCUUGCGGAUAAUAAAAGUCAUCAUCAGUAAAUUCUAUAUAUUUUUCAUAUAUAUCCAAACAUUAUUUCUUUUAUCAGUUCUACACAUACUUAUUGUGGUAUCAGUGCUUUGAUGAGACGGAUACCAUCCUAUGGUCGUGUAUCAGAAUAAUUAGGAAAGCCUAGUGCUAAAAGCUCGAAUACCUAUCCUAAAAUUUCUGGGACCCUGCUUGAAAACCAAGAUUUUGUCUCAAUUCAGACUGAAAAUAUUUUACACAGUGAAGAAAAAUUGUGCAGAAACCAAACGUAAACUAGAUGGAUCAUGCAUUGUUUCAGCACCUUCUAAUUAGCUAGUUGUCUUGAACAGUACACUCCUUGAUUCUUCUGUAUUUCCACUUAUUGUUCCAAUUCCAUGGAUAACAGAGGAAAGUAACCUUGUUGCAUUCGGCAUAGAAAUGGGUAACAAUUUAAUACACCAAAGAAAACUACAAGAUCGUGGCCAUGGUAAACAAAUCGAUGAGAAUGCAAGACCAGGUGUAAGGCUUGAAGACCUUCCAUGGGACCUUGUAGUAUACAAAAUUUUAUCUAAAUUACCACUGAAAGAGGCUGCAAAAACUAGUGUUUUGUCUACCAAGUGGAGGUGCAUCUGGUUGACGUGCCCCAGAUUGUGUUUUGAUGGUCUUGCGAUGUUCAAAUGCGAAAGGGGUGAACUGUUCUUACACGCUCGGCAAUUCAUUGCUCAGGUUAAUGCUGUUUUGCAAAAAUACCAGGGAGAAGUGGUUGAGGAAUUUCAUAUCAGAUUUGAUUUUCACAGCAUACCAGCUCAUUAUCUUGAUAAUUGGGUUAUCUUUUCCUUGUCAUCUAAGAUGAAGAAUCUAGCUUUAGAUCUGCAAACCAAUGAUAUUGAACGAUAUCCUGCACGCUACAAAUUCCCCUUUGAACUUUUGGACAGUGGAAGCUUGUCCGGUCUACAACAUGUGCAGUUCAGUUUUGUAUCUAUCAAACCACCUUCCAAGUUCAGAGGUUUCCCUAACCUGAGAAAGCUUGAUCUGCAACUUCUAGAUGCCUCUUCAAAGGAUUUUGAAACUAUGCUGUCAAAUUGCAAACUUCUUGAAUGGCUAAGCAUGGACAGAUGCCGCCUGAAUGGUGAACUUAGGGUAGGUAGUCCAUUGCCCCGUCUGGUAUACCUACAAGUUGUGUACUGCCAAGUAACCAAGAUACAAUUCCAUGCUGUGGAGCUAGCUAAUUUUGUAUAUAAAGGAGACUUUGUGCCCAUAGCCCUCAAGCAUUCGUUGAAGCUGGAAAAUGCAAACAUCAGGUUAUAUAGUUUGAAUGAUCGGCAUGCUAUCAGUGACCUGGUAAAAUGUUUUCCGAACUUGCAAAAUCUGAAUUUUCACCUUUCUUGGAACGAUGCAGAGACUAAGUUGUUAUCAGAUACACCUUGGAAGUUUUCUCAUCUCAGGUACUUGCGGUUGAAAAACUUUGCAGAUUCUGGGAUCGUGGAGACGAAUUUUUUUGUCUCUUUUCUCAGGGCUGCUCCUUUUAUUGAGAAGUUAGAGAUCCAUUUUUCCAUGAAUUUAUUAAUACUGGAUGAAUCGCAUGAGGACCAUCCUAUCAGGCAACAACUUGGACGCUGUGAAUACAAUAACCUGAAGAACAUGCGUAUCAUAGGAUAUAAAGGUUCAAGAGAUCAGGUCGAAUUUCUUCUACAUGUUGUGGAGAAUGCCCCUGCACUUGAGGUUUUAACUCUAGAGGCAGCUGGAAUAGAGUACCAGGAGGUUUCAUUUGUGUUGAAUGAAGCGUGGAUCGACAGAAUUACUCAGAGUGCCGAUAGAUCUGCUCUGAUUGCUCAACAGUAUCUGAGGGAGAAACUUAGCUCAAAGACACAGCUUUGUAUUAAGACUACUAGUUCCAGAUAGAGCUAGCGCUCUAUGCAAGCCAUGUGAAAAUAGCCAUUAGUGUAAGAUUAAUUAAAUAAUAUUAUUAUAAACUUGAAAAUAAUUGAGUUUAUUUGAUUUUUCUAAA
This is a messenger RNA of Oryza sativa Japonica Group (Japanese rice), 3549 nucleotides long. The record is from RefSeq and is a predicted model, not a curated record. Lineage: Eukaryota; Viridiplantae; Streptophyta; Magnoliopsida; Poales; Poaceae.